AUGGCAGACGCGACGAUAACAGAAGCCUCUCUCAAGAGCGCUCUGGCCGAGCGCCUCGGCGCCACGCAUGUAGAGGUCACCGACAUGUCCGGCGGCUGUGGCCAAUCCUUCACCUCCCUCAUAGUCUCGCCCAAGUUCUCCGGCCUCAACUCGCUCAAGAGGCAUCGCGCCGUAAACGCGGCGCUCAAGGACGAAAUCGCCGCCAUACAUGCCUGGAGCGCAAAAUGCCAGACCCCGGAGGAGUGGGAGAGGGACAAAGCCAAGAGCGGCGGCGAAUCCAAGCCCCCGAUGGACGGCACCGUGGGCGGCCAGGUGCAGGGUGUCGACGCUUGA
Neoarthrinium moseri is the source of this 333-nucleotide messenger RNA. RefSeq lists its product as uncharacterized. Gene Ontology annotation, cellular component: cytosol; nucleus. Gene Ontology annotation, biological process: intracellular iron ion homeostasis. Bases 1 to 333 code for a protein of 110 amino acids. Gene Ontology annotation, molecular function: 2 iron, 2 sulfur cluster binding. The record is from RefSeq and is a predicted model, not a curated record. Lineage: Eukaryota; Fungi; Ascomycota; Sordariomycetes; Amphisphaeriales; Apiosporaceae. The transcript is spliced from 2 exons.